Molecule: messenger RNA, 210 nt
Organism: Coccomyxa subellipsoidea C-169
Lineage: Eukaryota; Viridiplantae; Chlorophyta; Trebouxiophyceae; Coccomyxaceae
Exons: 2
Coding region: 1-210 (69 amino acids)
Source: RefSeq, a predicted model, not a curated record
AUGGUGGCCGCCAGGCUCGUGGUGAUCAUGGCUGAUGAGGUGGCCGCUGCAGUUGCAGCCGCUGUAGCGAUUUGCGCUGCCAAAGUCUUUGCGACUACAGCGGACGCUGCUGCUGCUGCCUUGAUAGCAGCCGCCACGACAUCGGCAGCUGCCGCAGCCGCUGCAACAGCAGCAAGCCGUGUUGUUGCGGCAACAGCCACAGCAGCAUAA